ACCUUAGCGUUUUAGGGUUAACUGCGGUAUUUCACAACUCAGCUGACGAACACAACUUCCUCUAAAUUAUUAUAAAAGGGGCUACGCACUCUGCAGAUCGUCUUUGUUGCACCCAGUAUCUAUGAGGUCGCAUACAGCCACCUGUCCCAGUUUAUCCUUACAAUGAUUGCAAGAUCAUUGGUUUUAAUAAAAGUUCUACACGCUUCGCUUCUAGUAUCAAGUGUCUUUUCCGAAGAUGUCCGAGCGAAGCGGCAAGCCGGGUACGUGUAUAAUAGACCGAGUAUAUCCUUCGAUCUGCCUCCUCGGACAACCGGGGCACCUACACAAGGCACUCAAGCCCCUAAUGUUGACAGGACACUAGGUGGAGCGCAACAGAUGUUUUACGCGUACCCGGCGCCCGCGGGCGGCUCCGUGGACAUAGGGUACUCCACCACGGGUUCCACUGCGGGGACCACAGCGUCAACGGCUGGGGGCUACAGCUAUGGAGGAGCUCAAGCGGGAGCAGGCGGAGGCGGGGGCUAUGGAGGGGGCGGGGGUGGUGGUGGCUACGGUGUAGCAGGUGGCGGUGGAGGCGGGGGCUACGGUGGUGGUGGCGGCGUAGGCGGAGGCGGUAGUGGCGGCGGCGGAGGUGGUGCAGCUGCUGGAUAUUCUUACGAUGCACCCAGUACCGCAGCUCCACGGCCAAGCCCAACACCAGGAACACCAGGCACGGUAUCUACUAACGCACCGGAGUACUUGCCACCUGUCGGGGGUGGAGGUGUCUCAAUAGGCGGAAGCUUGGGGGGUUACACUAGCCCUACUCCUGGAUCUAGCCCGACUCCCGGCACGAGCCCAACACCUGGGACGAGCCCGACGCCAGCGCCCACUCCGACCGCCUCGUAUCUGCCACCUAACCCUUCCACUCCAGCCCCACCCCCUCCUCCAUCCAGCUCGAUGCCACCACCGCCACCGCCUCCUCCAGGGCAGAAUCCAGGCGCCGGAUAUUUUCUACCGAUUCCUUCCCCUCCAUUCCCGCCUCCAGCCGGGACCCCACCCCCGCCACCUCCCCCAACAGCUGGAUACUUGCCUCCUGUCUCGUCACCCGCGCCAACUCCAGGCACCGUGUCCACCCCGGCUGCUACGUACUUGCCACCAGUAUUUAAAAAAUAA
Molecule: messenger RNA, 1149 nt
Organism: Cydia splendana
Lineage: Eukaryota; Metazoa; Arthropoda; Insecta; Lepidoptera; Tortricidae
Product: WAS/WASL-interacting protein family member 1-like
Exons: 1
Coding region: 163-1149 (328 amino acids)
Source: RefSeq, a predicted model, not a curated record